AUGGCCGCCGCAACACGACGUGCAAUUCGAGUGAUCACGCUAGGCAAUGUCGAAAUCCAAUCAAACGUUCCUGCACCACGAAGUCGUCCAGACUAUGUAAUCGCCGAAGCAAAAGCAUGGGCAUUAAACCCCACUGAUAUUGGGCAUAUCGACAAUUUAGGCGGACCAGGAACUAUCAUUGGCUGUGACUGGUCCGGUGUUGUCACGGCAGUUGGAGAGAAUGUUACUCGCUUCAAGCCCGGGGAUGCAGUAUCUGGCGUAUGCCAUGGGGGCAACACGGUAGAGCCCGAAGACGGGGCAUUCACAAACAUAGUUAUUAGCAAGGAACUCGCCACUCUGCACAAACCAGACAGCCUGAGCUUCACCGAAGCCGCGUCGUUGGGAGUUGGUAUGGCGACUAUCGGGCAGGCGUUCUAUUGGGUUAUGAAGCUACGUCUGCCAUCUCUUACUAUCAGCACCGAGCCCAGCGCUGGCCCUGCUCUUUUUGUCUACGGUGGAAGUUCGGCGACGGGGUCGCUGGCCAUUCAGGCUGCUAAACAGUCUGGAUACAAAGUGUACACGGCCUGCUCGCCCGACAACUUUGACCUCGUCAAGUCUCGCGGCGCCGAGGCCUGGUUCGACUACAAUCUUCCCACAUGCGCCGACGACAUUCUGGCCACUGUGACCGCCGCUUCUUCCUCUAUUGGCUAUAUACUAGACUGCAUCGGCAACGAGUCCUCAGCCAGGCUCUGCGCCGCUAUCCUAUCCCCUUCUGGCGGACACUACCAUUCCAUAAAACCACCCGUCCCAGCAGUCUUCAAAACCCUUCGACCUGAGGAUACGGCCAUCGCCACUACAGCACUAGGCUACGCCAUGAGCGGGGAAAGUUUCGAACUACCGCCUGGCAACGUCCACCCUGCCGACCCGCAACAGGGCGAAUUUGCAAAGGAAUGGGCUGUUCUUUCGGAAGCGCUGAUUGCGGCAGGAAAGAUCAAGCCUCAUCCGGUUGAUGUGCGUGAGGGAGGGCUGGAGGGGGUUUUGGAUGCGAUUGCCGAUUUCAGAGGGAAUGCGCCAAGGGGGGUGAAGGUUGUGGUUGCUGAAUAG
Messenger RNA from Talaromyces rugulosus, 1083 nucleotides. RefSeq lists its product as uncharacterized. Gene Ontology annotation, molecular function: oxidoreductase activity, acting on NAD(P)H. The record is from RefSeq and is a predicted model, not a curated record. The transcript has 3 exons. NCBI's taxonomy places the organism in Eukaryota, Fungi, Ascomycota, Eurotiomycetes, Eurotiales, Trichocomaceae. Bases 1 to 1083 code for a protein of 360 amino acids.